AUGCGAUAUCUUGCUGGGUCUGCAAUUCUCGUAAAUGUCUGGACCGCGGACAUUGUUCCUGAAACGAGUAGUCGUGGCCAUCAAAGAUAUUUGUGCAUCAGGGCCCCCAAAGAGUCCUCUGUAGCACGUCUACUACAAUACGUACACUGGAAAGUCCAGCGUGACGUGAAUUGCGAGAUUGAUGCGGUCCAGCAGUUCUGUGUGAAGUUCAAGGGUCGCAAACUGGAUCCUGAGCAGCUGGUGAGAGAUAUUGAUCCGACGACAGUGGGAGCCGUAACACUCAAUUUAGAGCACUGUGACCAGCAUACAGGAUCUGCCUUAAAUUUGGACUACGAUUCAAGCCAGGAUUUCAGCUUCACGAACUUGGAACUCGAGUUGAAAGUACUCUCUAACGGCAAAAGCCUCACGCAUCAAGAACGGGGAGUGCCCUGGACUUCAACGCUAGGUCAAAUACUAGAACUCGCAACUCGUAUAUUUAAUAACAUCCAGUUAUCAGAUUCCAAUGGCACAUUCACAGCACAUCAGUACUCACUGCAAGGAAACAUAGGGAUCGAGACUAUAGGUCAUUUGCAACCUAGUUUCUUGAACAUCGAUCAUUCAAAUAAUGACAUGCAAAUUUGCGAUCUCCUUGGUUUUGAUUUUGCCCCAGAUACGAAGAGCAGUUGUCGCGUGGUGUUCCAGGUUCAAGAAAAACCAUCGGACGACAGCGCUACAAUUCGAUUUGUUUCGGAUGCCGUACUAACCGUGGACACAAUGGUCAUCAAUGCUGAGACCACGGUCCAUGACGUGAAGGACUUUAUCUGUUCUGUUUAUGGACAUUCCCUGCGACUCGCGCCUGAGGAUGUGAAGCUCAUUUACAAGGGCCAAUUGCUUCGCGAAAACACAUCUUCAGGUCUCCCUUCCAAGGCUCUGGACUAUAUCUCUGAGCGUAAUGAUAUCAAAAUCCACGUUCAUAUCAAUCAAGAGUACAUUGAAACUGGUCCUGGCUUCUGGAACGAAGUCUUCAGCACUAGCGAAAGGUUUUCGUUUUUGCGGAGAACGACGGAAAAUGCACACACGAUACCUCCUACGCCGACCACGCAGCAGGUUCCCGAAAUAAACGUUUCAUCCGCGAGUACAAAUCCUAGCAAAGCUCCUCAAAUGUUUAUCACAGAAUCGGGAGCUGAAAUCAGACGCACUGGUCAUUAUUUCGAAAAAGUUCUGAUAUCUGGUCAGGAGAGUUUUGUGCAGUCUGGUUUAUUUCAACCCAUCCAAACUUUCAUCGAAUUAGAUGGUAAGAAAAUCGAGUUGUUCCCAGAAGAUUUCGUGGAGCUACGAGGAGCUAUUUUACUGUCACAGAGUGCACUGUCACGAAUCUCCAGCCAAUUUGGAUUUGAAUUAAAUCAAUUGGCGGACUAUGGCAGCCAAUUAGCUGAUGAGAUCGUACGCACGUCACAUUCUGGGUCAAAUGAUGAUCGCGCUGAGAAUGUUGAGGCCGGUGUUGCUCAAGCCGAAGAUGUUGGGAGGGUAGCGCACUUGCGUCGCUGGACACAAACCAUCAUGAGAACGAUCUACUUGAUACUGAGAAACUCAGUGUUUUUCUUUGUCUUAUUUUUUCAGUUCAGCUAUGUUCUGCGAUACACACACUUGUUUCUGGGAACUCUUUUGAUCAUCUUCAAAGCAGUUUGGAGCACUCCUGAGAUUGGUGAGAUGUGGCGGGAGCUUUUGGCAGAUGGAAGAGAGGAUAUUCCAAGCGACGAAGAAAUUCAGCUUUUGGAGGAAGAGUACAAAAAUCGUCAAUUAACGAGGAGUUUUUACAAUCGAUUUGUGUCCAAUGUGCCGGUUACAGACGCUAUAAUUGACCGUCUACGUGCCAAUGAUCAAUUGAGAAUUAAGUUGGCAGAAGACUUCAAGCUGGACAAUCACGAUUCGUUGCAACUCUUGGUUCCAAAACUGCUGGAAGAAUGUAUAUCCACGCAACAUGACGAAAUCGACAUGUCCAACCUUCACGAACUAUUUGACCCCAUUUUGAAAGAUGUGGUAGAGCAUGUGAGGGACGUUUCCAACAUGAGUGCGGCGAGUAAGGAAGUAUUAAAGGAACUGCGGAAGUUUAUUUAUCAGAAGUCCAGUUUGCCAUGGCACAAGAGCGUUCUUAGAAAGAUUUCGCAAGUAAGUGAUGAGAUUUACAACGGGGGAAUGAUUCGAAGAUUGAUGCCAAAUGUUAGACCGCAGGUGCGGGGGGUGCGUCUGUUGCAACGUGCAGUGAGCAACGUGUUGAAACUAGCAGCGCUUUUCAUUGCUGUUUUGAUACCUCGGUUUCAACGCCAAGCUGUGACGGAGGUGGAACGUAUUACAGCAGCGUCAAGACGUCGAGACUGA
Lachancea meyersii CBS 8951 is the source of this 2358-nucleotide messenger RNA. The record is from the annotation of a GenBank genome assembly. NCBI's taxonomy places the organism in Eukaryota, Fungi, Ascomycota, Saccharomycetes, Saccharomycetales, Saccharomycetaceae.